CCGCGGAAGGGCGUUUUCCGCCUCCUGGUGCGGAGCGGUGGCGCUGUCGCGGACCGAUGACGUCAGCUGGCCGUGCGGAGGGAGCCCGGGGAUUCCCCGUGUUGUUGUCCUGGGGCCCGGCGGGAUGGGAGGCCGGAGCGCGGGGCGGCGAGGCUGGCGCUGAUGGCGGCUCGCUGGGCAGCCCGCGGCUCCGAGCCGGGGGUGGAUGAGUUCACCGUCCCGGCGGAGAAGAGCCGCCUCCUGGAGGGGAGCCGGGGCCGCAUCGAGGGCUUGUUCGAGGUGCGGCUGGCCGUGCUGGAGGCGCAGGGGGACUGGCGACCUGCGAUCCCGCCGCCGGGCCCGCCGCCCUCCGCCGCCAGGAUCUGGGUGCAGUUGGCGGGCGGUGGGAAGGCUGUGCGCAGCGCCAAGGAGUAUAUUAAGGGACUCUGUGAACCUGAACUAGAAGAAAAGGAGUGCUACCCAAAGGACAUGCACUGCAUCUUUGUUGGUGCACAGAGCCUGUUUCUCAACAGUCUUAUUCAGGAUACCUGUGCUGAUAUAACAGUGCUGGAAAUAGGAUUGCUCAGUAUUAAGGGGGGUGCAGAAGCUGUUGUUAUGGCUCAAAGUCAUGUUCAACAGUUUGUGAAGCUUUUUCAGAAUAAUGAAAGCUUAUUAAGUGACAAUGAGUCGGAGAUUAAAAAGCAAUUCAGACAAUUUGUGGAAGCCCAUGCAGAUAAAUACACAAUGGAUUUACUGAUUUUGCCUAGCUCACUAAAAAGAGAACUCUUAGCUCUCACACAAAAUGAAUGUUGCGAAGAGGAGAGCAAUAUCAUAGAUCUUACAGGUUCUGAAAGCCCGACAGAGCUUUUACAGAACAAAGCCUCCAAAGUAAUUGCUACAAACAGAGAUGGAAGAGCAGGUGGUGAGGAAGCAAGAAACAAUGCUGGGACACCUGUAACUGAGCUUACAAAGCAAAUGGACACUGUGUUUUCUGAUGCUCCUGAGACAAGUUUUGUUCCCAUAAACGUUGUGCCUCUGUUAGAGGCAGUGGUGGCUAAAGAAAGGCAGUCAUGUAAAAGAAGAUCUUCUGAUGGUGAGGAAAGGCUCCCUAAAAAGCAGUUCUCUUUAGAAAAUUAUCAGGAAGUUAAAUCUGCUUCACACAGUAAUCCUUCAGACAGGGAUGCAGUUAUUGAUCUGCUUUCGAAUAGCUGCAGUGAAUCAGAUGAUCCCAGUUAUUGCCUUAAAGAAAGUGAUGAUAUCAGUGAGGAAAUGGAAUAUAAGAUUCUUGUGAACUUUUUCAGAACAAUGGGAUAUUCCCAAAAUAUUGUAGAAAAAGUUAUUGGUAUCCUAGGACAAUCUGUGGAACCAUUAAUAUUGCUAGAAGAAAUUGAAAAGGAAAAUUUAAAAUUUCAAAAAGAACACAAACAGUCAUCUCCAAAGCCUAGAACUAUCAAUCCUCCUUUAGGAAGUAAUGCAAGUAAUUCACAAAAGCUAGAAGACAAAGGCAUUUCUAGCAAUAAAAGCCCACUUAAAUCCAGUCAGACUUCAAAGGAGAGAAAAAUUGAGUAUCACAAAAUAAGAGAUUCACCAAGCAUGCAAGUUGAUGCAGAAGAUAAAAUGCAUACGUUGGUAUGCAAACCUGCUUCUCCUUCCAGUAAAAAUUCAGCUAUAUGGUAUAAACAAAGAGACAUAUAUUGCCCUGGUAAGAAUCACAGUUCAAGGUCAAAUGAUAUAGAAACUGAUGGUGGUGUAACGUUUGGCACUACACAGGCUGGAGCUCUAAAAGAUGUUGAUUUUGUAGCCAGAGGGAGCUCAGGUGUGCAGCGUAAGACUAAAACUGCAGUUCAGCAAAAAUGCACAGGGCCCUCCUCAACUGUACCGAAUAGUCGUCCUGUUUUUGAGGACCAAUUAGGACACUGCAGCUCUUCUCAAAUGAGAUCUCUCAACCAAUGCCUUUGCCAAACCUCAAAUUCUGAAAAUCCUAUCCCAGACCAGGUAUUGUCUUCACAAAUACAUCCUUCAAAUCCUGACAGAGAGACAGUGGGACAGCACCGAUGUCAUCCUGAUCCUUCAGUUACUGGAGUCCAAAGAUUUUUGGAAUCUCUGAAAAAGCCAUACAGGCUGGAGUUGAAAAAUGAACCUGGGAAACCAUGUUUAAAACAUAUCAUUAUUGAUGGAAGCAAUGUUGCAAUGUCUCAUGGUCUAAGGAAAUUCUUCUCCUGUCGAGGAAUUGCAAUAGCUGUUGACUACUUUUGGAAACGUGGGCACAGAAAUAUUACUGUAUUUGUUCCACAGUGGAGAACAAGACGUGAUCCUUACAUUACAGAGCAGGAUUUCUUAACACAGCUCCAGGAUGUUGGAAUAUUGUCUUUAACCCCUGCAAGGAUGGUUUUAGGAGCAAGAAUUGCUGCUCAUGACGACAGGUUUUUAUUACACCUUGCUGAUAAAACUGGAGGUGUUAUUGUGACUAAUGAUAACUUCAGAGAAUUUGUGACAGAAUCACUUGCCUGGAGAGAAAUUAUUCAAAAAAGGUUGCUCCAGUACACUUUUGCUGGUGACAUAUUUAUGGUUCCUGAUGAUCCUUUGGGAAGAAAUGGACCCAGAUUAGAUGACUUCCUUCGAAGUGAAGGCUAUUCUAGUCUGUUCAGAAACUGCUGAUGACAUUUGCAUCUAAUCAAGAUCUUUCUCAGAACUAAGAUAAGUAAGACAAAACUUCCUCUGGUAUUUGAUUGUGGUGGCUUCAUACAAAGGUGGUCCAAACUAUGUUAACAUAGCACAAAACUGCCAGUGGUUUGGGUAUGUGGUAGCCUGGUAUCCUGUUAAUUACAGUGAUGUUAUUUAAAACACCUUGGUUGAUCACUUACUCAUAGUGGGAUAAUAGGUGCUACAAAAGAAAUGCUCUACACUCAUAUUCUUUGUCACAGGAGAAGCAUGUCACUUCACACUUGAGGGUACUGUACUGUUACUAAAAUGAUUUUUGAGAGCAUUGUUAUUAAAUGCAUUUGUAUUAGAUUCAUACUUUAAUAUUAAUAUUUAUAUUAAUAAACCUAUAUUGUUCCCUUAAGAUCAUUGUAUUUGUGCAUAUAUUAAAAGUAUGAAUUUGCUUUGCGUUAACUACCAAGACUUGAGAAUGGGUUUGUUCUUUUGCACAAGAAAAUAAGGUGCUCUUUGCUCUUCUUUCACCAGCUUAGGAAUUAUAAAUGCUAAUGAUAGUGAGUAUUGAGAGACCUUUUAGAAACAAGUGAACUAAAUAAAAUUAGCAAUACAAAAGGCAAGCUAUGCUUAAUUGUUAAUACAAAGAAUAAGCAGGAAUCUGAGCUAUUAGAAAUUAUUGUUGAAAGUUAGGCAUGUAUAUACCAGUAGAUCACAGGUCAAUUUGAAAAUAAGCAUGUAAUGUCAACAUGAAAAAAGCCAGUGCAGUUCUGGAACUCAGUAGGAAAUGCUAAGAAAGUAUUCAAGCUCUAAUAUAAACCCUUAUGAGAUGUCAUUUGGAGCACUGUAUUUUAGCUGCCUGUGUCCAGGAAAAAGAAAGUGAAAACAGAGUGUGUUCUGAGAGUUGACUCUGAUGAUUGUAGAAAUAGAGACUCUUUUGAGAAGACUCUAGAAGAGCUUGGCUUCCUAUCUGUGGACUUGGAACUGGAACUAGGCUUUGAUUUUUUUUUUUUUUGUAGGUGUGUGAUGGGCCCUUUUAAGACAGAGGAAAGCAUGCCAGUGUGUAAAGAGUUAACUUUGUUUCUUUCCUGAGACUUUUCCACUUGAGUUAAAUGAUGUAGAAAGCAUAAAUGGCACCAGAAAUAAGAUCAGAAACUAGAAGGAUAUGGAGCAAUUAGAGAGUCUUUCCAUGUUGAGUAGUGGGAGGUGUCGUAACCUAAAUGCUUUUAAAUUAGAGCUCUGUAGUUUAGGUAGUUUCCCUCAGUGGUAGGAGAAUGGACUGUAACAUGAGUUCCAGUUCACAUUUCUGUGUUAUCUGGUGGCAUCUGAAGUAGACUUGGCCCUAAAUUUUUGAAGUGCUAGCAGUUUAGAGUAGCAACAACUUUUCAAAUUCUGAAAUGAAAUCUCAAUAAUUAAGAAUAUUCAGAUCCUGAAAUUGCUAAAAACCUUAAUUCCCCAUUAAGGAUAUCAUAUGAGGGAAUCAAGGCCAUCAUCUAAAUGUGAGCACAGCUCAGUCAUGAGCAAAAGUAGAUGAGGAAUAGUCUUGUGGAGCGUCUGGAAGCCACUUUGGUCUGUCAGUAUUUUUCACAUGUUCUGAGUCAGUGUACAUAUGAUCAAUGUAUCUUGUUAUCCAUCUAGCUCAAUAAUGCUGAUAUGGAUACUUCCAUAAAAUAAGCUUUGACUGUUUCUGUAUUCUGCAAAAUAAAGUACUUUUAAUGCUUAUUGGAACCAGUGCUAGAUAAUGGUAGUUAAUGUUGUUAGUCAUGCCAGAUUCAAACUGAAAACUGUUACACCUACUGUUUUGUUUCACUUUUGAAAAAGUGCUUAUCAUUUGCUUCCAAUCAGUAACUAGCUGAGCUGUAGUGAAGUAUAGGAGUUUCUCUUCUGUGUUUGUACAGAGACAGCUAGCAUCUCCUUUACCUUAAUUUAAUAAAAUUUUUAUUUUGUUCCAUAGAGAUUUUCGAUCCGCACAAAAGGCUUUACAGAGCAGUGGACAAUAUUCUUCUGAGACACCUUUCUUCGUGCCAGUCUCCAAACCAACCAGUAGCAGUCAACAGCCUAAAAACAGAGUACAUAGUGAUCGUUCAACAGCAUGGCUUCCACUGGAAACAGACUUAGAGGCUUGUCUAGCAAUUCCGCCACAGAGAUCUGCCUCAGAAACAGUACAGCUAAGAGAAGCCCUGAUAAAAAUUUUUCCUGAUUAUGAGCAAAGACAGAAGAUUGAUCAAAUACUAGCUGAUCAUCCAUUCAUGAGAGACCUUAAUGCACUGUCUGCCAUGGUGCUUGACUGAAUAUUAUACAGGGUUUUUAUAUCAAUCUGACUAACUUUGAAUAUCAAUGUGAAGAAAAAUGUUGCUCUGUUAUGUUACAUUGUGAAUAUUCAGAACUUAAUUUUAUUUGUAUAAACAAAGAUAUUUUUUGUGUAUGAUCUGUUUCUAAUAGAUGCCAGUUUUUGGUAAAUUAAAAACUGCUGCUACUACAGAUUUGUAGUAAUAUUUUCUAUGAAAAAACAAAUCUUCUGCUUCACUUGAAUUACUUAUUAAAGCAGUAGCAGUUCUAAAGAACUGUUAUCACUUUAAAUAAUUUUAGCACUUUUUAAAAACCCCUUUCCUCAAAAAGGAAAAAUCAUGUCAGAGGCUUAAAAGUGACACUUAGAGCUUCACAUAUAUUUUCCAGAUGCGUGUGUAACAUACUAUAAUAUAAGCCAUGCUGCAUCUGUCAGAUAUUCAUUGUUGGUGUUUGUAUCCAGAGUAUAGAUAUUCUUAGAAAAUCUAUGCUCUACUAGUAUGUCCUUCACUUACAAACUUUGAAAUAUUUCUCCAUGGAAAUAAAACAGACCCUUUUAAUAUUCUCAGAUACAAAGACUUCUAUGUAGUGUAUAUGUGAACCUGCGUUCCUUAAGCCGGCAUUGUGGAUUUUGGAAAUAGGCUGUACUUCUAAGGGUCUAUGGACAGCAGUUUGAAGAUCUCUGUGGCAUCAGUGGAUGCUCGGUGUAUUGUUGAAGUACUGUCACAAGGUGGCGUUAUGCAUCUGUUGGUCUGUAAUGAUCAACAGGAAGGCUUCUGACGUGUUCUGAAGUGCUCGUUCUCACAUAAAGAAAGAUUAAAUGCAAGACAGGUAACAGUAA
Molecule: messenger RNA, 5758 nt
Organism: Grus americana (Whooping crane)
Lineage: Eukaryota; Metazoa; Chordata; Aves; Gruiformes; Gruidae
Gene: N4BP1
Product: NEDD4 binding protein 1
Exons: 7
Coding region: 163-2637 (824 amino acids)
Biological process (GO): negative regulation of proteasomal ubiquitin-dependent protein catabolic process; negative regulation of protein ubiquitination
Cellular component (GO): nucleus; PML body
Source: RefSeq, a predicted model, not a curated record